AUGGGGACCACCCGUCGAUAUCUGGGAUCUGGUUGCUGUCUUACUCUAGGUCCUAGAUGCGGUGCGAAUGUUCGAUGGUCGAGCAAAACGAACUGGACGCAUAUUCCAAACCAAGCAUCAUCUCGAAGAAAUAGUGGCCCUUUUUGGACCAUUCCCUCCUCAUCUGCUAGCGCAAGGGGACCCAAAGCGCAAAACUGGAUUGAGAGUCUGACGGGAAAUGACAAGGCGGAGUUCGUUACGUUGUUGAGGAGCAUGAUGAAGGUCGACCCUGAUGAUCGCCAGACAGCAAAAGAAUUACUCGGGGAGGCGUGGGUUACCGUUCAACACCCUACUAGGUAA
This is a messenger RNA of Penicillium vulpinum, 339 nucleotides long. RefSeq lists its product as uncharacterized. The transcript is spliced from 2 exons. The coding region runs from base 1 to 339 and encodes 112 amino acids. The record is from RefSeq and is a predicted model, not a curated record. NCBI's taxonomy places the organism in Eukaryota, Fungi, Ascomycota, Eurotiomycetes, Eurotiales, Aspergillaceae.